CUCACGUCCCCAUCCAGCCCCCAGCUUCCCGCUUCCUCCUCCUAUUGGUUAUCUGUCCCCAGGCCCCACCCCCCGGCCGGGGUACAAAGUGUCUCCUACGCGGAUUGGCCGAAGGCGGGAGACGGGGUUUGGAGGCGGGUUAAAGAGCGCGCAGGAGUUCGGCCACGCGUGCCUUAGAAGGUUCAAUGGCGUGGCGGGGGCUGGCGGCCGAGUUUCAGCAGGUGCCGGCAGUGACGCGGGCUUACACCGCGGCCUGCGUCCUCACCACAGCCGCUGUGCAGCUGGAUCUCCUUAGCCCCUUCCAGCUCUACUUCAACCCGCACCUCGUGUUCCGGAAGUUCCAGGUCUGGAGGCUCCUCACCAACUUCCUCUUCUUCGGUCCCCUGGGAUUCAGCUUCUUCUUCAACAUGCUCUUCGUAUUCCGCUACUGCCGCAUGCUGGAGGAGGGCUCUUUCCGCGGCCGCACGGCAGACUUCGUCUUCAUGUUUCUCUUUGGGGGCGUCCUUAUGAUUCUGCUGGGGCUCCUGGGCAGCCUGUUCUUCCUGGGCCAGGCCCUCAUAGCCAUGCUGGUGUAUGUAUGGAGCCGCCGUAGCCCUCAGGUGAGGGUCAACUUCUUCGGCCUCCUCACCUUCCAGGCGCCAUUCCUGCCCUGGGCACUCAUGGGCUUCUCACUGCUGCUGGGCAACUCAAUCCUCGUGGACCUGCUGGGGAUUGCUGUGGGACACAUCUACUACUUCCUAGAGGAUGUCUUUCCCAACCAGCCUGGAGGCAAGAGACUGCUGCUGACCCCGGGCUUCCUGAAGCUGCUACUGGACACCCCUGAAGAGGACCCCAAUUACCUGCCCCUCCCUGAGGAGCAGCCAGGACCCCUGCAGCAGUGACCCCACCUGGGGCCAAUGCCAGCCCCAGGUGCCUGUUUCCCCAACAUGGCAAGCCUCCGUCCUACCCCUAACUCCUGCUUGCAGCAGAGCAACCUGUCCCGGAGGCUGGCCACCCAAUAAACAGAAUAACUUGCAGCCU
Messenger RNA from Miniopterus natalensis, 1020 nucleotides. RefSeq names its product derlin 3 (gene DERL3). The record is from RefSeq and is a predicted model, not a curated record. NCBI's taxonomy places the organism in Eukaryota, Metazoa, Chordata, Mammalia, Chiroptera, Miniopteridae.